GGCAUCGUUUCUUCAACAACAGAUUUUACUUGAUUUUACUCCUUGCAUUUUAUAUUAAGACUUUUGAAAACUAUACUGUCUUAACAAAGAAGAAGAACAUCUUGGCGAUUGUGCAGACUACAUUCGGGUUGCGCAGUACCAGCACCAUCCCUUCGCCGACUGCAGGAUGUCCACCUAGCAUGCAGACAUGCAGUGUGCCAGACGUGUUGGAGGAAGUUAUAGCUAAGCUAAAUCAUGUCUUACAAGGAAAGGAAGACAUAGAAGACGCAGAGGAACAGUAGAUCACUACAGAGAGCCAGGAGGGACGCCUGCAGUCUGAAGGACUAAAAAAAAGAUGGAUGCAAACAAAGUAUGGCAGUGGCGCAUUAUGCAUGUAAUUUCAAGACAUCCAGAACCAUUCUAUCACAGCAAUAGAAUAGGAUUAAAUUUUAAUGUAGCAUCCAAGACACAGAAAAAAAAAAGAAUUACAAUUAUUGACAAAUGGUGUUGUGCUUGAGAUCUGUGACUUUGCUGAAACAGUAAGCAAGAAUCAAAUGCGUUUUAUCACAAACAUCCUGGAGAACAAUUUCGAUAUUGGAUUGGAAAAUGAGCAACAACGUGUUUAUUUUACCAAUCAAAUUAAAAUCAAAGUCAAAGACCGGAAGAGGUUAUCUCUGCAAGAUAAAAAUGAAGUUUUUACUCUCUUUGACAUAUCAUCUAAGCCAGAAUGCAACAGCAACAAUGGACUAAAUAUGGCAUCUACAGAGCGUAAGACAGAAAGUUUCCUGGUGGAAAUUGAUGAUACUGAUGAUAGUGACUAUGAAGAUACAGUCAAGUGUUCACAAGCAACAUCCAAAGAAUACAUGAAGAUGGAAAGUCUCCCAGAAGAGAUAAAUGGAGCACAUGGUGAUGACAGUGAGCAUGAGGAUGAAUUAAAGUAUCCAGGAGCACCGUCAGCAGAAGAACAGAAAGAGGAUGUUCUUCCCUCUUUGUUCCCUUAUUGUGAAGAAAUUGGUCUGAAACUUGACAUUGGGUCAAAACAAAGUCUAGAUCUAGGUUUGUUGACCAAUGGUGUGAUGUUAGAACUACUACAGGUCACUAAAAUACUGGCUGCAUGCUUCAGCCGUAUUAUUUGGGAUGUGUUGGGGCACAACUUUAAACUUGAUCUUGAAAGUCAACAGGAAAAAAAUCGAGUUUUGUCCAAGAUAUUGUACAUUCUGAACAGAAGAAAGCAACUCGGCAAAGUGAGCCCAGAGUUUGAAAAUAAGCCAUUUUCAUUACAGAAAACACCUUUCAAAAGAAACAGAAGGUCAGCACUGUCCAAUAUGGAAGCCCUGCCGUAUCAGUUUAAGGAAGUGACAAAAAGAAGGCAGUCUGAUUUAAAAAGUAAACAGGAAAAAAGGGCUCUGUUGACAAGUGAAAGGGCGAAUAAAAGGAGCAGAAGAUGGCAGUCUAAAGACACAAAGACAAACAUACCUUAUCGUCCCACUGAUUUGUGCACCAGUCAUACAGCAAAGGGAGAUCAUUGUUACAGUCAUCCUCUAACAGAAACUGAUCUAGACUACUACACUGGCAAUGAACGUGACAUGGAACAAGAGGAAAUGGAAACCGAGAACAACUACACUUGUCCUCUAGGAGAGUCUGAUCUAGACUCAGACGAAGUCCCAGAUUCAGGAAACACUGGCAAUCAGAUUGACUUGCAAAGCACAACAAGUUGUUCUCUGAGCUCGGACAUUUCUAGAGAAUCAAAUUCAAGUUGUCCGGGUAUUUGUGCACCUACCCUCACCACCGCUGACAUCUCAUCUACUUCAUCAACUGUGAACUCAAAUGUGAACCUACCAUUUGUAAGGCAACCUGAUGAAAGAGGACUCUGUGGAGAUGAAGAGCAAACACAGACUCCAAGAAAGUCACCAAAAAAAUGUGACAUGGAACAAGAAAAAAUGGGAAAGGAAAUGGAAAAAAACGUGUGGAAGUUGCGUGCAAACCGUGUAAAACAAAUCAUCUCUUCAUCAGAGUUCGGUCCAUUCAACAAGUCCAAGAGAUUUGGCCUUGAAUUCAAUGUUGGAUUUGGCCUGAAGCAAAACUUCAGUGUAGACUCUUUGCCAAAUCUAGUUCUGCUCGAAGUUGCUAAAUUUGCUUUAGCAAUGAAUUCAUCCCAACAAAAUUUCAUCAUGGAGAUUCUUGAGUACAACUUUGACAUCAGCCUGCAGAGUGAAUAUCAGAGAAAUAGUUUCACAUGUGAAAUCAUGAAAAGAAUAAGACAACUGAAAAACUCUGAAGAUGCAGUUAAAUUCUCAAAAGAUAUCUUUGAACUACCUGAUCCCAUGUCAUCAAUACAAAUGGCAAAUACUAGUGUGGGCAGUUUCAAUUCUGAACUUGGAUACAACCUAUCGAGAGUGGAGUGUGACGUUGCUCCCGGGUGUACUGCUCAUUCGCAUGCUGAAACCAAAGAUCAUAUUCCAACAAACAGUGUGGAGGUGUAUCCCAUCUGCAAGGAAAUAGGUCUGAAGUUACAUGUAAACAAACAUCAACCAAACAAAAAACUGGAUAUCAGCAAACUGACCAAUGGAGCAAUGACUGAAGUGACAAACUUUGCAGAAACGUUGUGUGGGACAUGUGAGCAAAUCUGUCUUGACAUCCUAAGACACAACUUGCAUCUUGAUUUGCAAAGUGGAGAUUCUGAUCUUGCCAGAAGUAUUGUUGCCCGUAUUCCUGCUAUAGUGGAGCAAAGGAAUCUAUUGGCCAGUGUUAAAACCUUAAAGAAAAUAAAGAGCUCAAGAAAAGACUCCUCAACGAAGGUGAAACUGGAUUGCCAAAAUGUGGAUGCAUGUAGUGCUGGUUCUUCCCAGGCUGAAUUCAAAGACCAAGAUGUAGUGAAUUCCCCUGACACUAAACCUCAAAAUGAGCUCAAUUUAAAGCUGUGGAAAUUGCGAGCCAAUCAUAUUCAGCAAAUCCUCUCAAUACCUCAUGAAGAACAUUGCCCACUUUAUUCUUACUCCAGAUGUAAGAAAGUAGGCAUUGAUUUUAAUGUAGGAUCUGGAGUAAAACAAAAUCUUGAUCCCAAAUUACUGACCAAUGGCAUCAUGGUUGAAUUAAACACGUUUGCCACAGCACUGCUGUCAGCCCAGAAACAUUUCAUCAUUGAGAUACUGGAGUAUAACUUCCAUCUUGAUUUAAAAAACAAGCUAUAUCGCAAUGCUUUUGCACAGCAAACUUUAGAAAAAGUUAAAGUUGAUGCGCAUAAAAGAAUCAGCGUUCCUCGAAUGAAAAUGCAGUUUGAACUCCCUGACAUGAGGUACCUACAAAAAUCUACUUAUGAGAAAACUACAAAUUGCCCCAAAUGCUUUCAAGACAGAAACCAAGAGCUUCGUCAGGAUGAAUCUGACCCUGGUCUCAUGCAUCAACCUCGUCCACAUACCAUAACUGACGCAGUCACUGCAGAUACAAACUGCACCGCACAAAAGCCUUCAAAAGAUCCGUCCUCUAACUUCUCAGCAAUAGAGGAGACGAUAAUGGACAGUUACCCUCGCUGCAAGAAAAUAGGUUUGAACCUGUGUGUGGACAAAGAUCGACCAAAAGAAAAGCUUGACAGGCAUGUAUUGACAAGGGGGGCUAUGAUUGAUGUGGCUAGUUUUGCAAAAAAAUUGUGUGCAACAAAAAGUGGCAUCAUUCAUGCAGUCCUUGAACACAACUUCAACUUAGGCAUGCAGAGGCGGGACGUACGUAUUGCACAGCAGUUCCUCAGAGCGACUGCACUGAAGGAUGGCAGGCUGGCCUGGUUUAAUGAAGUUUUUGUUAUUCAGUCAUUUUCUCACAGACAACCUGGACAUGUAAGUACCGGUAAACUGAAACGGACAGCUGCGAUGCAGAGAAGUGAAUGGAAGGAAGCUAUCAAAAAAAGAAAGUUGGCACUGCAAACAAAGAUGAAAAAACCCACGCUGCCAAGUCAUAAUAUCAAUGACGUAAAAUCAAAUUCAAAUCGUCAAAAUAAAGGAAACCGCUUUCCCAUUUGCACUAAAAUGGGUUUGGAUCUAGAUGUGACAUCCAAACCAGGUGAAAGAAAAACACUGGACUUAAAGCUAUUGACCACAGGGGUGUGUGACAUGGAACAAGAUGAAAUGGAAACCGAGAACAACUACACUUGUCCUCUAGGAGAGUCUGAUCUAGACUCAGACGAAGUCUCAGAUUCAGGAAACACUGGCAAUCAGAUUGACUUGCAAAGCACAAAAAGUUGUUCUCUGAGCUCGGACAUUUCUAGAGAAUCAAAUUCAAGUUGUCCAGGUAUUUGUGCACCUACCCUCACCACCGCUGACAUCUCAUCUACUUUAUCAACUGUAAACUCAAAUGUGAAUCUACCAUUAGUAAGUCCACCUGAUGAAAGAGGGCUCUGUGGAGAUGAAGAGCAAACACAGACUCUAAGAAAGUUACCAAAAAAAUGUGACAUGGAACAAGAAAAAAUGGGAACAGAGAAUAACUACACUUGCCCUUUAGGAGAGUCUGAUCUAGACUUAGAUGCUGGCAAUGAAUUUGACGUGGAACAAGAGAAAAUGGAAACGGAGAAAAACAUGUGGAAGUUGCGUGCUAACCGUGUAAAACAAAUCCUCUCUUCAUCAGAGUUCGGUCCAUUCAACAAGUCCAAGAAAGUUGGCCUUGAAUUCAAUGUUGGAUUUGGCCCGAAGCAAAACUUCAGUGUAGAUUCUUUGCGAAAUCCAGUUCUGCUCGAAGUUGCUAAAUUUGCCUUAGCAAUGAAUUCAUCCCAACAAAAUUUCAUCAUGGAGAUUCUUGAGUACAACUUUGACAUCAGCCUGCAGAGUGAAUACCAGAGAAAUAGUUUCACAUGUGAAAUCAUGAAAAAAAUAAGACAACUGAAAAACUCUGAAGAUGCAGUUAAAUUCUCAAAAGAUAUCUUUGAAUUCCCUGGUCGCAUGCAAUUAAUAAAUAUGGAAAAUCAGAGAAUAAAGGAGUGUGAGGUUGCUCCCGGGUGUCCUGCUCAUUCGCAUGCUGAAACCAAAGAUCAUAUUCCAACCAACAGUGUGGAGGUGUAUCCCGUCUGCAAGGAAAUAGGUCUGAAGUUACAUGUAAACAAACAUCAACCAAACAAAAAACUGGAUAUCAGCAAACUGACCAAUGGAGCAAUGACUGAAGUGACAAACUUUGCAGAAACGUUGUGUGGGACAUUUGAUCAGAUUUGUCUUGACAUCCUCAGACACAACUUGGAUGUUGAUUUGCAAAGGGGAGAUUCUGAUCUUGCCAGAAGUAUUGUUGCCCAAAUUCCUGCUGUAGUGGAGCAAAGGAAUCUAGUGGCCAGUGUUAGAGCCUUAAAUAAAACAAUGGGCAAAAGAAAAUUACCCUCAACGAAGGUGAAACUGGAUUGCCAGAAUUACCAAAAUGUGGAUGCAUGUAGUGCUGGUUCUUCCCAGGCUGAAUUCAAAGACCAAGAUGUAGUGAAUUCCCCUGACACUAAACAUCAAAAUGAGCUCAAUUUAAAGCUGUGGAAAUUGCGAGCCAAUCAUAUUCAGCAAAUCCUCUCAAUACCUCAUGAAGAACAUUGCCCACUUUAUUCUUACUCCAGAUGCAAGAAAUUAGGCAUUGAUUUUAAUGUAGGAUCUGGAGUAAAACAAAAUCUUGAUCCCAAAUUUCUGACCAAUGGCAUCAUGGUUGAAUUAAACACGUUUGCCACAGCACUGAUGUCAGCCCAGAAACAUUUCAUCACUGAGAUACUGGAUUAUAACUUCCAUCUUGAUUUCAAAAACCAGCUAUAUCGCAAUGCUUUUGCACAGCAAACUUUAGACAAAGUUAAAGUUGUUGCGCAUAAAAAAAACAGCAUUCCUCGAAUGAAAAUGCAGUUUGAACUCCCUGACCUGAGGUACCUACAAAAACCUACGUAUAAGAAAAAUACAAAUUGCCCCAAAUGCUUUCAAGACCGAAACCAAGAGCGUCAACAGGAUGAAUCUGACCCUGGUCUCAUGCAUCAACCUCGUCCACACACCAUAACUGACGCAGUCACUGCAGAUACGAACUGCACCGCACAAAAGCCUUCAAAAGAUCCGUCCUCUAACUUCUCAGCAAUAGAGGAGACGAUAAUGGACAGUUACCCUCGCUGCAAGAAAAUAGGUUUGAACCUGUGUGUGGACAAAGAUCGACCAAAAGAAAAGCUUGACACGCAUGUAUUGACAAGGGGGGCUAUGAUUGAAGUGGCCAGAUUUGCUAAAAUAUUGUGUGCAUCAAAAAAUGGCAUCAUUCAUGCAGUCCUUGAACACAACUUCAACUUAGGCAUGCAGAUGUCAGACGUUAAUAUUGCACAUCUGUUCCACAGAGCGACUACACUAAAUGACGGCGGGCUGGCCUGGUUUAAUGAAGUUUUAGUCAUUCAACCGUCUUCUCACAGACAACCUGGACAUGUAAGUAAACUGAAACAGGCAGCUACCAUGCAGAGAAGUGAAUGUAAGGAAGCUACCAAAAAAAGAAAGCUGGCACUUCAAACAAAGAUGAAAAGAGCCACACUGCCAAGUCAUAAUAUAAGUGUCGUAAAAAGAUCAAAGAGAAAUGGUCAGAUUCAAAUACCGUUUAACUGUUAUCCUAUUUGCACGGAGAUAGGUUUGGAUCUAGACGUGACAUCAAAAUCAGGAGAGAAAGAAAAACUGGACUUGAAGCUAUUGACCAGGGCUGCAGUGUAUGAGAUCCAUAAAUUUGCAAUUAAGAAAACAGGACACUAUUUGCCAAACACUGUGUACGACAUCCUUGACUAUAACUUUGAUCUUAGCUCACACCAUCACAGGCGCUGGGAAUUUUCCAUAGCAACUUCAUCCAAAAUCCAAACCAUGGUCAAGCAAUAUCUUAAAAAUCGGAACAGACCAGACGAGGUCUUCAACUUACCAUUUGUGUUUGCAUCUGAGGCGUCACAAAGGUUUGUAGAGAAGAGACUAUUUGAGAAACGGAACAAGUAUUCCCGGGAAGAACCAUACAAGAAAAAGGCUGAGGGAAGGUUUGUGCGCCAAGUGAGAUACCAUUCAGGUGUCAAUCGCAUCCAUUUUCUCGAUGGUGUCAAAACUAACAGUGGCGCUUUGUUCCAGGAUCCAACAGAUCCUGGAACAAUAGAGCAGAUGAAUGGGAGUCUUGGAAGUGGAGGUCCUCUCCAUGGAAUCCUACAGAUUAAAGAGGAGAACGACGAUCCACAUUAUGGCAAUAUGAAAGAAGAACCGCACACUUUGGAAAAAUACCGUCCACAUUCGGAUGAUGUCAAAACCGAUCCUGGGACCAUAGUGCAGAUAAAUGGCAAUCUAGUGAGUGUUGGCUGUGGCAAUCCUUUCCAGAGAAACCUACAGAUAAAAGAGGAGGAGUACGAUCCACAUCAUGGCUAUAUGAAACCAGAACCGGACUCUGAGGAAAAAUACCGUCCACAUUCUGAUGAUGUCAAAACUGAUCCUGGGACGAUAGUGCAGAUAAAUGGCAAUCUAGUGAGUGUUGGCUGUGGCAGUCUUCUCCAGAGAAACCUACAGAUUAAAGAGGAGGAGUACAGUCCACAUCAUGGCAGUGUGAAACCAGAACCGGACACUGAGGAAAAGUAUUGUCCACGUUAUGAGGAUUUCAAAACAGAAUCAAACGCUGAGGAUGUCGAGCAUUUAGUCCCAGGUGAACCUACAGGACCCCUUGCAUAUACUUUAUUAACUUUAUGGCCGAACUCUGAAAGUCAGAAAACAGUAUCUGAACACGAGAAUGUGAGUCAAAUAAAAACCGAAUGGGACACUGAGGGUGUGAAGUAUUUAGUCCCAGUUGAAGCAGUAAGGUCACAGGAAUACUCCAUGGUAACCAUAGGUCAGGGCAAUGAGAGCACAUUGAUAAAAGAAGAGCAAGAAAAUGUGCCCGCUGACUCGCACCAUCAUGGAGUUCACAGAAAAAGAGCUGGACAUCUAAGAGGAAUGAGUUCCUAAUGUUCUAAUGUUCUAAAUUAUAGUUGACACAAGAGACCGGUGUGUCUUACACUAAACCGAUGCUAUAAGCUACAUUCUUUGCUAUGAAAAUGUAUUCCAUGUUGAGGGAGAAUGUAGAUGAUAAUUUCAAUGCUGCAGAAAUGUGUGUAACACAGUUAAACUCUUACUCAAGAAAUGGAUGCCCAAAAAGAUAAUAGAUUUGACUAAAAUGUUUCAAUGCAAAAAGCUGUCUAUGUAAUGCUUUGAAGCUUGGUUCAAAAAAAGACCUGCCACAGUUGGAAAAUGUUUAAGCUAAGGUUUCCUUUUCUUAAGUGGUCCGCUUUUGGUCAUUUCUUAAGUUUUUGUAAAAAUGUGUCUGAGGAUCUUUUGACACUGACCUUUACUUUGUGGAUAGCAGGUUCUUCUAUUAUAGCUAUAUAGUCAUCUGAGGCAUUAUGGUCUGUUUUUCAAAGUGCUUGUUCUCCUGCCUAAUUUGUUUCACUUUUUAUUUUUCAUUAGUACCUUUUUAUGAUUCAUCAUUCAUUUUUGUUUUGUUUAUUAAUAACACUUUUGUAUAUUACAAAAACUGUUACUUUCUUGAAGCUGUAAAGUAAAAAUGAGUGUGUCAGUAAUUUUUUUUUUUUUUUUUUGUAAAUACAGAUAUAUACUAGCCUGACAUGGUCAUACUCAGAUUCUAGUCAGAAUGUGAGUAUGAACUUCCUGACCUCGAAUGUUGUGGGUGGGGCUAAGUUUGGCUGGCAUCCAGGCUAGAUAUAUACACCGUAGAAAGGAAAAUGACCUGGAUCUUGAUGACUAGUGUAUUUCUUGCCAUUUGAGUACAAUAAGUUUAUAUUAAAUUGUGAAAGCACC
This is a messenger RNA of Perca flavescens (yellow perch), 8759 nucleotides long. RefSeq lists its product as uncharacterized. The transcript has 3 exons. The record is from RefSeq and is a predicted model, not a curated record. NCBI's taxonomy places the organism in Eukaryota, Metazoa, Chordata, Actinopteri, Perciformes, Percidae. Bases 534 to 7910 code for a protein of 2458 amino acids.